UUAAGCUGUCAAACAUUUCGGACGCCAUCUUGGGAACGACGCUUUAAAGACGCACGACGGACAGAAGACGCUUGGAGAUCGAAAUUCGCGUAGUUCUGGAAGCGUUUUUAGGCGAAAUCUUGCAGGAUUUCUGUUGCCAUGGUACCGGAAUAAUAUAAAAGGAAUAUUUCAAGCAACAUGGGACGUAUAACAACGAGCUGUUUCAUCCUGGUAAUGAUCGCCGUCUUGUGUGCGACCGGACACGCGGCAGAUUUUCCAUUUAGCUUCUUUCUGAAAUCCGAUUUCGCUGGGGUCCACUUCGUAAACAAGACAGCCGAAGUCGAGUACGUGAACGAGACGGAGUGCGGUCUCGCUUGCCUGUACGCACACGAGAUCCAUUGCGAUGCCUUCGAAUACGACUUCGAAAACGAAGAAUGUUACCUCGUCUCUUCAGAUGACGUUACAAAUGGCGUCAACGUGACCGAGAAUAAGGAUUCAAAUUAUUACACGAAGUUAUCAGGUCCAUGCCCAAAUCCACCCGUUGGGCUGGAAGACGGGACCGUCCCACUUUCUCGUAUUUCCAUGUCGUCAUACAUGGGCGGGGAGGAAAAUGGACCAAUAGACAUGGCCAGGGAUCACGUAAGGCUAAACUCGCCCGGUGGUUGGUGCGCUGGUGAAGCAGCGGAUAUUAACAACAUCACCGAAUGGAUACAGAUUGAUUUCGGUGAGCCUAAGAUGAUUGGUGCCGUAUCAACCCAAGGUUUUAAUCACCCAGAUCUUGACAACAUCUACUGCUCAGAAUAUUACCUCUCUUAUCGAUUUACCGAUAGCGAUACCGAUACAGGUUGGGUCAUCUACGAGGAGAGUAGUAGUACAAAGUUUUUCGAUGGUAAUUCUGAUAGCAAUGGAAUAGUAAACAACACGCUUGCUACCCCGGUCAAAGCCACCAGUAUGAGAUUACACCCAACCGUCUGUCAGAAUCAUCCAUGCAUGAGACUCGAAUUAUAUGGCUGUCGAGUCGACUGUGAACCGAACCCGUGUCGGCAUGAGAACGCAACAUGUACGGAUUCAAGCACGUGGGUUUGGAAUGUGACAUGUGACUGUCCUACAGGAUUGUCAGGUGACUUCUGUCAGGUCAAUUAUGACGAAUGUGCAUCAAAUCCAUGCCAGAACGGAGCAAAGUGCGUGGAUGGCGUCGAUCGCUACAACUGCGAUUGCGCAGACGGAUUUGAAGGCACCCAUUGUCAAACUAACAUUGAUGAAUGUGCUAGCAACCCAUGUCAGAACGGUGGUACGUGUGAAGAUGCUGAUAACGGAUUCAUUUGCACCUGUGUUGAUGGCUGGGGUGGUGGAAACUGCACAGAUUAUGAUGUUGUGUGUGAUGACGGCUACAUUGCUGGCCUCAACUCCUGUUACAAGCUGGAACUCAGCAACACCACCACCUACUCCUCGGCAAAGCAGUUCUGCCAGUCCAUCGGAGGGCAUCUCAUGUUUCCAAGCAGUAGCGAGGAGCAGAGCUUCAUCUCUGGAAUCCUCAACGACCAAGGGGUCUCCAGCGACGUGCAAGUGAGGAUAGGGAUGAGGUACAGUCCGGAUAAUGACUCGGUAGCGUACAACGAUGGCUCUGGCAGUCCGUCCUUUGAUGCCUGGGAGUCGUCAAGUCCUUCAGGGACCAGAGAAUGCGUUGCAUUGGUAGCAGAGGGGUCGUCCUGGGUGUGGGAGAAUGUCGGCUGUUCGGCGGACAGAGCUUACCUCUGUGAGAUAGACAAAGCCCAUGGUGGUUUCUCAGAGUGGGGCCGAUGGGAGGAAUGCAGCGUUGAGUGUGGACCAGGAGAGGGGUACCAGGUACGGCGUCGCACUUGCACCAACCCUGCCCCUUUAAUUGGUGGAGACGACUGCUCAGGAAACUACACACAGAACAGAACUUGUGGGACUGUAUGUCCAAUCGUUGAGUGUCCACCUGGCUUCGUCACCAGCUAUGAUACUUGCUACCUUUUGCAAGUCAACGAAACGGCGACGUACGACGACGCCAAAGCCGACUGCCAAAACCUGACCAUCUACGGUGGCCAUCUCCUCUUUGUCAAUGACAUGGACGAGGAAGCGUCCCUUGCUGCCAUUCUCAAAGAAUACCACGCUGAUGACUCUCUAAAGUAUUUUACGGGAAGUAAGUUCAACGUGACAUCGGGCAAUGUGACCUUUGAUUGGAAGUAUGCUUCAAGCCAAGAGCUGAACCUGACAUCCUGGACGGCCGAGGGGAGCUCCAUGUGGUCCGGUGGCUCUGCCGAUACUAGCGAUGUCAGCAAUGAGUGCGUUCUUAUAGAGAAAGAUGGGACAACGUGGAAAGCAGUGAAUGAGCAGUGCUCACAAAGCCUCGGCUAUAUUUGCGAAGUGAAUCUAGGUGAUGGUAAUUGGGGGGCAUGGCAUCCGUGGGGAGAAUGUAACUCCACCUGUGGAAGUGGUCACCAGACAAGAAUCCGCCUCUGUGAUGACCCCGCCCCUGUCCUGGGCGGAGCUAACUGCACCGGCAUCUCUGAGCAGACUAGAACUUGCACAGGUUCCUGUCCUUCUGUGUCUUGCCCUGAAGGAAUUGAUGCUUUUGGAGCAAGCUGCUUCAAGGUGGUGGACAACGAUGCAAAUUACACUGACCAGAACUCGGCCAGGAAAGCCUGCCUCCCACUGACCAACGGCAACGGUCACCUGGCGUACGUGCAGUCCUUUGCAGAACUGGAGUUUCUUGGAUUCCGGUUAGAGGAAUCGCAGUUUGGCUACAAGAGGGCACCGGUCUACGUUGGACUGACCCACGAUAACGGCAACUUGUACUACGACAAUGACACCAUGAUGGUGAAUGUGACGGGAUGGGACUCUGAGAAAUUGUGGGCAACUGACUUUCCGUCGGCUAAUAACUUAGAAUGCGUUGCAAUGGUCUAUGAUGAGGAUCGCCAUCAGUGGUUGCUGCGGGAUAUCCAAUGUUCAAGAGAGCUUGGCUAUAUCUGUGAGCUUACGCAGACUCCUGGUAACUGGGGCUCCUGGCUUGGUUGGAGCAUGUGCGAUGCGACCUGCGGCAAUGGCACCCAGGUCAGGAAGCGUCUUUGCGACGAUCCACCGGCGAUCCUUAACGGAACAGCAUGCCAGGGAGAUGCCAACGAAACAAAGGCAUGCACAGGGCCGUGUGAUGUGGUCACCUGCCCUAAUGGUUUUGAUGUCUACCACGAUAGCUGCUACAUGUUCUUCGUCAACGAAUCCGAGCAUGAUACCCUUGACAACGCAAACAUCACCUGCAAGAUUCUGACAAACGACACCGGUCGCGUGGUCCGUGUGGACAGCUACGACGAACAAUUCUUCCUGAACUGGGGGCUGAAGGAUCGCGACGUUGGCCGUGGGAACAGGAUAUUCGUCGGGCACACCUACGAUAGCAGCUCUUCGACGAUGCUGUAUUAUGGUUCCUCCGGGAAUGGACCUGCUAGCGCGGAGUGGCCUGACGGCGAUUGGUGGGCUAAUACGUACCCAAGGAACAAAGCUAACAAGGAGUGCGUUGCGUUGGUGUAUGAUUAUACUUCGGAGGAGUGGCUCUUCGGCGACGUAUCCUGUGAUGAUGAGAAUGGAUUCAUCUGUGAGAUUCCACAGACCCCUGGCGGGGUGAGUGAGUGGGGUCCGUGGAGCCAGUGCACCGACAGCUGCGGGAGCGGUACCCAGAUACGCUACAGGGAGUGUGACAACCCCGCUCCGGUCCUUGAUGGCCAGUUCUGUCAGGAUAGUCUCAACGACACCAGAUCCUGUGAAGACAGGUGCUCUGUUGUGACUUGUCCUGAUGGAUGGCUUACUGGCUAUGAUAGCUGCUACAAGCAGGUCCUUGGAAGUUUAGCCGACUACUCCAGCGCUAACCAGUCAUGUAAUAUGCUGACCAAUGACACAGGACAUCUUCUCUACAUCAAUAACCAGACAGAGCUCGAUGAGGUGAGCUGGUUGUUCAUUAAGCGUGGGGAGUCUGAGAGCAUCGAGUACCUGACCGGACUCCUGUACGAAUCCAGCACCCUCUCCUUUGAUAACGGCAUCGGAGCUCCCGAUGUGACCUCCUGGAGGACUGAAGAGGGCGCCCCAUGGGUGAAGAAUUAUCCCGCCGGUUCAGGAACCUGUGUCGGAUUGGCUUACAAUGACAAGACAUGGGAGUGGAGGCUGAUAAACGUUGAUUGUUCAGAUUCAAUGUAUUACAUCUGUGAGAUUACGCAGACUGAUGGCAACUGGGGUAGCUGGGGAGAAUGGUCUGCCUGCAGUCAGACCUGUGACGAGAGUGCCAACAUGGGGACCAGGCACAGAAACAGGACCUGUUCAGACCCAGCCCCUAUCCUGGAUGGGAACUACUGCGAAGGGAACAAGACCGAGUACGGGGCGUGCGGCUCACAGUGCCCCGCAGUACAUGGUAACUACUCUGAUUGGAUCAAUGGCGAAUGCAGCGUUUCUUGCUACUCCUGGGACAGUGACGGGAACAGGUACGGAGGGUUCCUGAACAGGACCAGAAACUGUACCAAUCCGGCUCCUCUGUAUGGCGGGGAUAACUGCACAGAUCUCGGGGACGAGUUUGAGACAGUCAGUUGCGGGACGGAAGAUGGCAACGCCUGCCCAGCAAUCAACGGAAGCUGGGGAAGUUGGAGUAACUGGACUAGCUGUAAUGUGACGUGUGGAAGCGGGUAUAAGGUCAGGACCAGGUCCUGUGACAGUCCUAGUCCAGAGCACGGGGGUGCUGACUGUGAAGGCGAUGAUACGGACCUCCUCUCCUGCACCAGAUUACCUUGCCCAAUUGAUGGGAACUGGACGGACUGGUCUUCCUGGUCGGUAUGCAGUCAGACUUGUGUUGGAGGAACGCAGUAUCGCACCAGAGCCUGUUCAGACCCCACCCCUAUGUACAACGGUACUGAGUGUUCCGGGGAUGACAUUCAAUGGCAGAAUUGCAGCAGUGACGUCACAUGUCCAAUUCAUGGAGGUUGGUCUGAAUGGAGUUCCUGGUCUGCCUGUAGCCUGUCCUGCGGUGGAGUCGGGACCACAACAAGGAACAGGUCCUGUAAUAACCCCUCGCCGGCCCACGGGGGAAACUCCUGCCCUGCAGCUGAUGCCUCUGAAGAGAGUGAAACCUGUGGGAAUGCUAAUUGCCCAAUUGAUGGAGAUUACAGCAGCUGGGAAUCUUGGACGGGCUGUUCCAUUAAUUGUGGGGAGGGAGGAGUAAGGUAUCGUUACCGGGCGUGUGAUAAUCCUGAACCACAGUAUGGUGGCUUGGACUGUGACCUCAAUGACCUCUACCUCCGACAGUCAUGUGAUUCUACUGUGAAUUGCACGGCUGAAAGAGAAGACUUCUACCAGAACAAGCCCACCUCUCAGAGCAGCACAGCGUCCGGCGGCGACUCUUACCGCGCCGUAGACAACGACUUCAACUCCAAUUUUGCCAGUGGCUCCUGCAUGGAGACCGACGUGGAGCUCAAUCCCUGGUGGCAGGUUGAUCUCGGCGGAGUUUAUCAGGUCCGAUCGGUAUCUAUCUACGUCAGGGGCGAUGAUUGCCUCGAUUGUACUUGGACACUGACUCCUCUUGUGGUUCGGCUUGGUGUCAGUUCUACUCCCAAAGAGAACAUGCGAUGCGGUAACAUCGUGGAAUCGUACUCGUCGUCUGUGGUUGACGUGAGCUGCGACCUGAUGGCCGGUAGAUAUCUUAGCAUUCAGAACGUUGCUGACACGGAGACCUCGCUCUCGUUCUGUGAGGUGGUAGUCAAUAUAGGUUCUUAUGCCUUCUUUGAUGGAUCGACCAAUGUCACCUUCAGCAACGCCCAGGCCAAGUGCUACCAACACGGAGCGGAGCUGGCCACGCCCGAUGAUCUCCUUGACAUGUACGACAAUGGAGACGAGUCCUGUGACUGGGGAUGGGCGUCUGACGGGUCGGUGAGGCGUGUCGUCCAGUCGUCGUCGGAAUGCGCUGCUGAUGGCUCAAGCGGAGGGGUGGUUGACAAGGGUGCUUCAGCCCAGUCCGGGGAGUGGGGUGUCUACUGCAUUCAGAGAAGUGAAGGAAAGAAUCUUAUUGGGCUACUAAUAAGUGAUGUUAGUUUCAAUGCCUCGUCAUCACAACCCGGCCUGGAUCCAACCAAGGCUAAUGUUUAUAAUGAGAAUGACACUCUAGGAUGGGUGCCUCAGAACUCAACAGAUGGAGAAUGGAUUGAGAUUGAUUUUGGGCAGUAUGUAGCACUGACUGGUGUGGCCACGAGAGGGCGCCCUUGCUGUGAUGGCCAUGUGACUGGUUACUAUCUCAAGUAUUCUAGUGAUGGUGAAAACUGGAGUUACUACGGCUCAGGAGCAACAAAGCUAAUUCAGGGUAACAUGGACAGUUCUUCCAUUGUCCGGCAUAGCUUGGAUCCCUUAGAAGGUGUGAGGUACGUCAGACUGGAACCAAAGACAUGGAACACUUCAAUCUCUCUCAGGGCAGACUUCUAUGGAGCAGUCCAACCAGUAAAUGGAGAUUUUGGUUCAUGGGGAGAAUGGGAGUCCUGCUCAGUGGCCUGUGAAGGAACAGGAACACAUCGUAGGACCAGGUCUUGUGAUAGUCCAGCCCAGGAAGGAAAUGGUCUGAGAUGCCAAAAGAAUGAGUACCAGGAACAGAUACUCGCUGACCCGCUCCAUUUCUUCAGAAUGAAUGCAAACAGCAAAUUAGGAGCGGAACAUACUAUCUCCUACAAUGUCAGCUCUGCUGAAGACUGUGCCAUCUUGUGUGCCAAAGAGGAGAUGUUCGUUUGUGCUUCAUUUGACCUUGGCGCUGAUUCGGGUGAAUGCAUUCUCAGCAACGUCUCAAAUUCGUUUCAUGACGAGAGUCUGAGCAUCGACGUCAAUUAUGACUACUAUGAAUUAGAUUACUCCUCUUGCAACGUCCACUACAUCGUUUCCAAGGCAAGGGGCAACACCCCUAGUGAUGGAAUCUAUCAGGUCAAGAUCGGGGUUAAUGUGAACGAUGUUUACUGUGACAUGAGCAGGGAUGGUGGUGGCUGGACCCUCGUUCUCACUCAGGCAAGCGCCAGUGGCUGGUCCAGCGUGACGACAAGAUUACGCAACAUCAAUAGUCCUUCUCUGACUUCAGAUUACUCCAUCCUCUCCAAGGGUGACACCAUUAAAGAUGGCGGAAGCGGGACAACCUUUAAGUACCGUCUAGAGUCUAUUGAGCGAGGGCGAUGGGGUGGCAUCUGGGAGGUUCCUGCCAACUACAGCUUCACCAACACCGACAAUUCUCAGGUCUCGACCCUCGUCGAGAUCUUCGACUCCUGGCAUGCGGACAACUCUUCUCUGCAGCACGUCAUGCCCUGGCUCACCUCCAACCAGUAUGCCCUCCUCCGUGCUCACAACGACACUGGCACCACAUCUCACUGGGCAGGAACCAUUGUUUGUGACUGCGCCGACCUGACCUGGAGUCCCUACACCAGUUGGUAUUCUGCAGACGAAGCACCCACCACGAUGGCGCAGACUACGAUACAAACUACGGUGCAGACUACGGUGCAGACUACUGUAGCCACGACAACCCAAGCUAGUAUGACCACCGCUGCCGGUGGAGGAAGCCGUAGGAGACGUGACGUUGAUCCAUCUAAGGAAGGAGACGAAGAUUUUGAAGAUUUCAAGUAUGCAAUGCAGAUCGGAGAACAGGAGAUGAAGAAUCUUGAGAAUGAACUGCUAUCGAGGAGAAAGAGGUCAUCUGCCGUGAACUUUGGCACGGUCUGGUACUGGGUACGGGAAGAUCACUAUGCAUUUACACCAUCAAUGGAAUUUGACAUGAGCGGACGCUGCAGCUAUGACACAGACAUCAAGAGCUGCAGCGACCCAUGCUCUGAGAAGGUUGUUCCCGCCUCCAACAGCAAGAUGGAAGGAACCCUGAAAGCACUCCCAACUCUCUCCAAUGCCAGGGAUGGAGCGGAACACAAGUGUGCCAUCUCCCUUGACGAGAACUAUGUUGAUCUUGGUGACCAGACCGAGUCUUGUCUCUACGACCCCAGCCUCUGCAAGCAAGGCCUGACCCUUGCGUUCUGGACGAUGCUGACACCUGAAAACACCGUGGACGAAACAACCGAUAUCAUCAGCUCUGCCGGUCUGGAAGUAUCCGUAUCCUCAGAAUCUUCCAACCUUCAGCUCAACGUCGCCCUCAACGACGACUACUACUACAGCCUAGCCAACGGAAGCAUCCCGGAAUCCGAGUGGUUCCAUGUGAUGAUCACCUACAAGAGAGGCAAAGGCUUGCGUCUUUACUUGAACGGAGAUCUUGCCACGAGCCAGGAAUCAUCAAGCACGGCUGCGGUUGUCCUCAGUGACAGCCUCACCAAUGUCUACCUGGGUGGGGACUAUGAGAAUGCUACAGCAUCGGCUUAUGAUGUUGCUGUGGUCCUCAGUGAUCUUCAGAUGUUCUACAGGAGAUUCUCUACGAUGAACGCCAAGCUCUUCUAUCUUGGUUCCGAUGCGAAUUCUCAGGGAGGAACCUGUGGCGAUGGUCCAUGCCCAGUGCAUGGAGGGUGGACCGCCUAUCAAGACGUCGGCUCUUGUUCCGUUGAGUGUGGUAGCGACGGUGUCAUUGAGCAGUGGCGGAACUGCUCCAACCCUACACCCCAGCAUGGUGGUAGUAAUUGCAGCGGGAAGAGUACAAGGUUUGUCAGCUGUCAAGGAGCUGCCUCAUGCUCAGAUAACGAAGACUCUGGACUCGGCAUGGAGCUCGGCAACAUAACCGAUUCCUACUUGACGGAAUCGGAAUGCUCGGCCAGCAACGACUCCUGCGCCACCUGGGCGCGGCUCAACGACGCCGACUCCUCCCACUGCUGGAUGCCCAACGGCACCGAGGGGGUGUGGCUUGAGAUUGAGCUGGAGUACCCCAUCAGGCUGAAGGGUGUGGCCACUAGUGGGCGCCCUUCAGAUGACAGCUAUGUAACGGAGUAUUAUGUCCAGUAUAGCUCGGAUGGUGAUGAUGGUUAUUCCGUGAUGGACGGCAAUAGCUCUAAGGUGUUCCGGGGAAACUAUAACAACACUUCCGUGGUCCGUCAUGACGUGAACGUGUCGGCUGACGUCAGCUACGUCAGGUUCGUCCCCACUUCCUGGAACAACGCUAUCUGCAUGAGGGUUGAGCUUUAUGGAGAAUAUCUACCCCUUGACGGUGGUUAUGGCAAGUGGGGCGACUGGACGGAGUGCAACGUUACCUGUGGGGGCGGUAUGCAGUUCCGUAAUAGGACGUGCGACAAUCCCAGUCCAAAGUUUGGCGGUCAGGAUUGCCAGGACCCGGACACCAAGUCUCAAGAAUGCAACACUAACAACUGUCCAAUUGAUGGAGGUUGGUCAGCAUGGGAGACUGUCGUAAACUGUUCCGUAUCGUGUGGAAGUGAUGGCAUCAAACAAGAACAGAGACAUUGCAACAACCCUCCAAAGCAGUACGGUGGCCAGCCUUGUGAUGGGGAUGAAUUUCGCUGGGUGUCCUGCUCAGGCGCUACUUCGUGCUCAGGUUUCAAAGAGACCGAACUAGGGAUCAUCAACGGUGAUAUUGCCGACUCGCAGUUCUCGGAAUCCAGCUGCUCCAGCUCCUCCACCUGCGGUAACGUGGCUCGUCUCGAUGCGUCGCAGAAUACCGAUUGCUGGAUCCCUGCGAACUCCACAACCUCGGAAUGGUUAGAGGUCAAUCUGACUGACAGCGCGACCCUGGUUGGCAUGGCGAUCCAGGGUCGGCCAUCGGAUGACCUGUAUGUGACCUCGUAUUACUUGUAUUAUUGGAAGAGCACUUCCAGCAGGUUCAUGGGCUACAAGGAUGCUAAUAGGAAGAAAAUGUUGUUCCAGGGAAAUAUUGAUAACACGAAUGCUGUGCGCUACGAUCUUGACGGACUCGAUGAUAUCACUUUUGUUAAAUUUGAGCCACAGUCAUGGAACGGCUCCAUCUGCAUGCGUGUGGCACUCUAUGGCUACUUCAAUCCGAUUGAUGGUGACUGGGGCGAGUGGAGCAGCUGGGACAACUGCAGCGUCACCUGCGGGGGUGGGGUGCAGUACCGGAACCGCACCUGCAACAACCCCGCCCCCAAGUACAAUGGAUCAGAAUGCUCAGGGGACAGCUGGGAAGUGCAGAGCUGCAACAACAACAACUGUCCAAUUGAUGGAGGUCUAUCCGACUGGUACGACGUGACCAACUGCUCGGUAAGCUGUGGUAAUUAUGGUACGGUCUCGCAGGAGCGUGAUUGUUCCAACCCUAAACCUCGGUACGGAGGAGCAGGAUGUGACGGCUUGCGGCAACAGUGGGUCUCCUGUAAUGCUGGCACUGCUUGUAACAGUAAUACUGACUACUCAUUGGGGAUCUCGGACACCAGUAACUCAGACGUUUGGUUAACUGCAUCGUCUAAAAGCAGUUCAACUUUAGGGCCUACAAAUGCUAGGCUUGGUGCAUCGGACACCAAUGCAGCAUGGACACCCAGUGAUGAUGAUAGCAAACCGUACUUGGAGAUCAUGUUUCCAGACGAUUUCAAUCUGAAGAGGGUGGCGACAGAGGGCCGACUCGGCUCCGACAGCUCCAAAAGCUGGGUGGAAACCUACUACAUUUCUUACAGGGCUAACGAUACUAACUGGAAGAAAUACAAGGAGAAUGGUUCCCCUAAGAUUUUCCAAGGAAACUUUGAUGAAACAACAGCAGUGUACAAUGAGCUGGACCCCAUUGUAGCCAACAUCACCAACGUCCGAUUCUAUCCACUUGAUUACAACGGUAGCAUUGCGAUGCGGGUAGACCUGUUUGGUAUAUUCAACCCACGCAAUGGCGAAUGGACCGAGUGGUCUUCCUGGACGUCAUGUCCCGUCACCUGCGGGGGCGCUUGGGAAACCAGGAACCGCACCUGUACCAGCCCCAGCCCCGCCUAUGGGGGCGCGGACUGCCCCUCCGACGAGAACGCAGAUGAGUCCAGGUCAUGCAACACACAGCCUUGCCCAAUUGAUGGACAAUGGACCGAAUGGGUCAGCUGGUCUAGCAUAGAUUGUUCCAUCAGCUGCGGUACUGAUGGCAUCAAGCAUAGGACUAGGACUUGCUCUAACCCCGAGCCCCAGUAUGGAGGGGCGGGGUGUGCAAACCCCGGGUAUACUGAGGAGUUUCAAGCCUGUGAUGCAGCUGGGUCUUGUGGAGAUUGUUAUGAGCCCAUUGGAAUGUAUGACGGUAGAAUAUCCGAUGCUCAGAUCAGUGCAUCCAACGAGAGAUACAACGAUUCCAACCUUGCCAUUCAUGCUCGACUUGAAAACACUGGCUCAGGUGCCCUCUGUUGGGAAGGUGUUCCAGACUUCAACGCCACCGACUACGAGCUGUCGUACGGCAUCACGAACAGCUCCUACAACUACAGCGACUACUGGCUACAGAUAGACUUCCCUACUCCCAUUGAUCUGUCUAUGAUCGGCAUCCAGGGUGGGGGAACUAUUGAACGAUGGGUGACGUACUAUAAUUUGACAGUGAGCCCGAAUGGGGUGGAUUGGUACAAGUAUGAAGUAGAUGGAGAGUGGAAGACAUUCUACGGUAACAUCGACAAGUCAACGAUCGUUCGUUCUACGUUACCUAAUGUCCAGACUGGUGUGGCGGGUCUUCGUAUCAUUCCUGUAGCGUGGGAGGGUGGUGGGCCGUGCUUGAGAGCUGAAGUGUAUGGCUGUUUCAACGUCCCAACUUGCAAUGACGCAAAGGCUGUUGCCACUACAUCGCUGGUCACAACAGCCGACCCGGAGUAUGUCAGUGUUGACCUUGGGUCACUUCAAAGGGUCACUCAGAUUAACACGGACGCAACGGGUACCGACUGGAUAAAAGAGUACUACGUCUACUUCAGCCACAAUAACUUUGAUUGGGUGCUUUAUGUGGAGGAUGGCAAGAGAAAGGACUUCAUUGGAAACUCUGACAGUACCAACACCGCCACCAAUGUUUUCAGGAAUCCCUUCCAUGCACGAUAUCUGAAGGUAGUGCCGCUGGCCGUUGAGAAUAGUAUGAGGGACGAUGUGGAGAUUUACACCUGUUCGGCUACAGUUGACCAGGACAGUGCUCCUGCCUCAACAGUUUGCUUCACACCAUUUGGCUUUGCCGACCACACCUUCAAUCAAACUGAAUCGUUCUCUGCCAGCUCCGUCUACCCCUCGUCGACCAACGCCAGCUUCCUCCCGGAGUACGCCCGUCUCCACAACCCCGCUCUCCCGGGAUCAGGCCUCCAGGGAUGGGUCUCUGCUGAUCUGAACACCGAUGCCAACUACUCCUCCAUCGAUCAGUUCUUUCAGCUUGACUUCGGUUACAGGAUCACGCUGUCUGGUCUUGCUCUGCAGGGUGUGCUUCUGGACAAUGGGACCAAUGCGACCUUUGAUCGCUUCAGUCUCUGGUUCAGUGAGGAUGCAGCGGACUGGAAACCCAUGAGGAAGAAGGGAAGCGAUGAUGUUACGAUUCUUGAUGGCCCUACCAAUGGAGACAUGGUUGUUCUUCACGAGUUGACCGAUGACCUCAAUGAUGACACUCGACCCCUUGAUCUCCGUUACCUGCGCAUCAAAUCAGAAUUCAACACUACUGGUCCCGUGGGUCUUAGGAUGGAAUUGUAUGGGUGUACUGCUAGAGUUGACACUGUGUGCCCCGAAGGAUGGUCUUUCUUCCAGACCUCAUGUUACAAGGUUUAUACAGAGGCCAAGUCUCGCCAGGCUGCAAAGACUACUUGUGCAAACGAAGGUGCCCACCUGGCUACAAUCACCAGCAUUGAUGAACAAAAAUUCUUGCGCAAGUUUGUACGGGCCUUUGACACCAGCGAUUACAACAUCGGGUUCAGACGAUAUGGAAAGACGUUCAGGUGGAUCGACAACACGUUCAUUGUUUACACAUCAUGGGCCAGGGAGGAGCCGUCGUACGAGAGAUACAAGAAGUGUGUUGCGUUAUCCAAAUCAGAGGAUGGGCUGUGGGUGUCGGUGGAUUGCGACGAUAAGAUCGGGUUUGUCUGCGAAUUCGAACGAGAUACAACGGACCUCUUUGCCUGCGGGGAGAACACCGUCUCCCUCCAUUGCCAUGACAACCAAAAGGUCAACAUCACGGCUGGCGAUUGGGGACGUACCAUGGACUGGGAAGUGUGCCCUCAGGAGUCGACUUUCAGCGCAUCGGACAUGCCGUGUUCGUCCGUCGGCACGUCCUCCUACUCCGCCAUUGAGGACUUUAUGGAGGAGUGUAGUAACGUGACGCACUGCUCUUUGUUGGCGGAUACCAGUACGUUGGGAUACCCAUGCUCUACCUCCAACAUGCAUCUCCACCUUAAUUUGACGUAUACUUGUGUUGAUUACAUGAAGUAUGCACGAGCCUGUGAGGGCGACUUCUUGGACAUCUCCUGCCCUGCUGCCGAUGAGGUCAUCCACAUCAUGGAUGCAAUGUACGGACGUACCCUCGACAACUCCAUCUGUCCUGGCCCGAACCGGUACGCUCCCACAAACUGCACAUUGGAUGAGAGUAUCAGGGAUGUUCGGACUUACUGCGAGGGCCAGCAUUCGUGCAAGUUUGCUAUCGAGGUGGAGGCGUUUAGCUCGGAUCCGUGUGACGGCGUGGCUAAGUACUUGGAUGUGAAUUACACGUGUGUUUCGGCUGCUCCCGUCAUCGAUGAUGAAUAUACAUACCAGGGAGACUGUGAGGAAGGUUGGACCAAGCAUGACUCACGCUGCAUCAAGGGAUUCCCUAAUAAGAACAGCACUUUCCAUGAGGCUGAGGAGAACUGUAAUAAUCUACAUGGACAUCUUGCUGGUGUACCCGGGGAUCACACACAGAGUUUCCUGAAAGGGCUGAUGACGGACUACUCAGACACUCAUUUCUGGGUCGGUUGCGUCAAGACGAAGAACAACACCUGCCGAUGGAAGGACGGAAUCGGGCACGUCUUUACCGAUUUCAGCGCAAGCUACGUCUCCGAUGGCAAAGAGAGGUGUAUCCAUCUUAGUGCUGAUCAUGACUUUAAGUGGGAAGAUGCGAGGUGUUCUGAUAGGAAUGCUUAUAUCUGCCAGCAAGAUUGUGUUCUAGCGUUUGGCAUGGCAGAUAAGACCAUCCGCAACGACCAAAUAGAUGUUAGCUCUACCAAAAUGCUUUCCAGUCUGGAUUCAUUCAAAUGGGAUGGACGCCUUAAUGACCCGUACGGAGCAUGGGUAGCAAGUAACAAGGAAACGCAGCAAUGGUUCCAGGUUGAUUUUGAGCGUGUGAUGAGGGUCAGGAAGUUUGCCACCCAAGGACAUCCUCGUUACGACUACUGGGUCUCCCGCUAUGCUCUUGACUACACUGUCAACGAUACCCUGAUCGAUGACGGGUUGUGGAACGAGUACGAUGAAGAAGGAGAGAGGAGGAUCUUUGUCGGUAACAACGAUAGCAGUACUGUAGUCUAUCAAUACUUGACGCAUUUCAUGUAUGCCCGCUACAUCCGUGUCCUACCCCUUAACUGGACCAAUGAGAUCUCCCUGCGUCUCGAGGUGUAUGGUUGUUUCCUAGAGGACGAGAAACCAGAAGUGCUAGAAGUCAUCAAUUCCACCAAGCUCCACUACGAGUACAACGGCACCAUCCAAUGCCUAGCUUUCGGCAUGCCUCUCCCGAACAUCACAUGGAUUCGGGAUGGAGAUCACUACGUAGGGAACGAGAACGCAACAAUCGUUACGUACGCUCUUGACGAUCACCACGUCAUCUCGGAGAUUCGGUUUCAUCCGCUGUGGGAUGAUCGCGGUUAUUAUACAUGUGUUGCAAGGAAUCAGCACGGCAGUGAUCGAUCAUCGUUCUACAGUUACAAAGGCCCUCCACUCUACGAGGGAGGGAAGAUAGUCUGUGACGACGAUGAUCUCAAACUACAAUGCCCUGUGGGUGAAUACAUUCAGAUAACAGGAGCUUUCUAUGGUAGGAUGCACAAUGAAAAGUGUAUCAUAUACGAUGAUUACUAUCCGACAGAUUGCGAAUAUGAUCCGGACACUGUCUUGUACCGCAUGCAGCGGCAAUGCGACAAGAAGGAACACUGCGUCUUACAUACAAGUGAGGCUAUGUUUGGAGCAGUGGGAGAUAAUUACACCCUGUGCGACGGGUUUACCAAGUAUAUCAACAUGACGUAUGAUUGUAUAGGUUAUGACUGGACCGAGUGGUACAACACCGAUACACCUGCCGAUGGCGUUGAAGACGAAUCACAUUACAGCAUAUACAAAAUGAGCUCCAACCUGUGUGCUGACCCUCAAGACGCUGAAUGUCGCCAGGUCAGUGACGGUCAGUCCCACUAUGCCCUCGGACAAGUGCUGCAACGUCCUUGUUCCCUCAACAACGAGGGCGGGCUACUCUGCUAUGACAGUGACCAGACUAGCGGGACUUGUAAGGAUUAUGAAGUCAGGUUUCUUUGCCCCGGAGAAGAGCUUGGUAUAUGGGGCCACGAGGAAGCAUUAGAGUGUGAUGAUGAAGAGCUAGCCAUAGCAUGCCAGGCUGACUACUCCAUCAAGAUUCACAAGGCCUUCUAUGGCAGAAAAGAAGAAGGUCUGUGCUCGGCAGGGAACAACUACACUUAUUCCCUUGACUGUGAACUGAACCAGGAACUGGUCCUGAAGAUGGUCCAGAAGAACUGUGAUAACAAGCAGACCUGCCGCCUCAAUGUGGAGUUUGCCACCGUGCUCUCGGACCCCUGCCCGGAGCAGCCUAAGUACCUGGAUAUCAGGUUCAGCUGUGAGAGAUAUAGGAGUGAUUUUGCCCGAGGGAAGUCGGCCAACAUGAGCAGUCUCUCGUCAUCUUCGGAGGUCGUUAACGCCACCACAGACUACAUCCUUGAGGUUGAUUGUUCGGAGGGAUGGUGCACGCAGUCCGCUGAUGAGUAUGAACCCUGGUGGGUCGUUGACCUCCAGGCGAACUACGACAUCAAUGUCGUCACGGUCUACACUUGCGAUGAUGCCAACUCUGCUUCCACUCUGGACAACUUCCAGGUCAGCAUCGGCAACAGCUCUGACAUCAGCUUCAACGAGGAAUGUGGCGAGGUCGUUUCUUCCACCCAGCCCGGCCCUAAUUCAGUUUUCUGCAACCACACCAUGCGAGGGCGGUAUAUAGGUAUCCAGCUCGUCGGAAGAACCGACUCUAUACAGAUAUGUGAAGUCACUGUUCAGCACUUGGGACCGUUCCCAGUAAAAGCCAUGGCCUGCGACGACCAACUCCUGGAGCUUUCGUGUGCAGUUAACGAGAUCGGUUACCUCAAGAUCGAGAACGUCUUCUACGGACGCAGAGAAGAUGGCAAACACUGUCCUCACAGGUGGUCGAACCACACUUAUGAUACAAACUGUGCUGCAGACACAAGCACACUGGUUAAUCUCGUCAAGGAGAAAUGUGAGAACGAGCGUCAGUGCAGCGUGGAUGUCACCUCCGACAUCCUGAACUCCCUGUCAGCCGAUCCCUGCCAGGGAGAAUUCAAGUAUCUGGAGGUGGAAUACACCUGCCAGAAGUUCCUGGAAGGAAACAACACUCAGUCAUCAACCUAUGCUGUGUGCCGAGAGGAAAAUCUCCAGAUUGCUUGCUACGGCAGUAAUCGCUUCAUCGAGAUCACCAGUGCCUCCUACAAGCAUGUCACUGCUACCUCUCCGUCAUGGUGUACAGAAUCACCUUCGGAUAAUUCUGCCAGUUGUUCAAGCCAGGAUGUCAAGAGCGUUGUAGCUGCCAACUGUGACAACAAGGUUACCUGUACUGUCGUUGCUGAUGAUUACUUCCUUGGUGCAACGGCUUGCACCACCCACAAAAUGCAACUCGAGGUUACAUUUGAUUGCAAGGAUGAGCUUCCAUCUGGUGAGAUAUCCCUAAUCGGAUGUGAAGGACUCGAUGCAGAGCUAUCCCUCUCUUGCCCCGACGGAAAAUACAUAUCCAUCAAUGAUGCGUUCUACGGACGCACCCAGGUCGGUAGCUCGUCCUAUGUCUGUCCUGCAGCUGAUGGCAAUGAUGCUACCACGUCAUGCCGGUCUAGCAACACCCAGGCUAUCGUUGAGUCGUACUGCCAAGACCAAAGGACCUGUAGCAUCCCGGUUAAUGGGAAUAUUCUGAGCUCAUCUGACCCCUGUUCCAGCAUAUCAUCCAAGUAUCUACAAGUUGAUUAUGAUUGCUUAGGUGGUCGUCCUCUGAAUGAUAUCACCUUGUAUGCCUGCCAAGAUCAUGAUGAUUUGUCGGUAGAGUGUCCUGUGGAUUAUCCCUAUGUCAGGAUCAUUGAGGCAGAGUACGGAAGGACAGAAGAUCAAUUCCGCUGUGCCUACAGGGAGAAUCUCCCUUCGUUCACCUCCUUCCAGGGGUGUGACACGCCCGGUGUCCUGACCGAGGCUCGGUCACUCUGCACCAACGAGAGGAACUGUUCUGUACCUAGUCACUGGAAGUAUUAUGUUGACAAGGAACCCUGUGUGGGAACCUACAAGUACCUCAAAGUCACCUACAGAUGUCUAAUGGGUCCCAUCGACUUCACCCGUGGCUACCGCUGGUUCUUCGUCAACCCUCAUCAUGACAUGAAGAACUACGCCCUCUUCAACCAUCUCCUGGGAAGCUACAAAGUCCGCAACUUCCUGGAGUGCAUCAACCGUUGCCUCAGGAAUGCCGACUGCGUGUCCUUUAACUACAAGGACGUGUGGUCAAACACGGGAUAUCCCUGCCAACUCAGCGACAUGAUCGUUGCGGAAGUGCCCUACGACUUCGGAUACGCCAGUGGAUACGAAUACUAUGAAAAAGAUUCUUAUAGAGUGCGGUAGUCCAGGUUGUAUAGUAAAUAUGUAAUUUAUGAAUUAUUUGUUUUAUAUUAUGUACCUGUUUAAACAAUAAUGUUCAGAUUUUAGACUAUGGUCAAUAGCUUUGUUUUCAAGGAAUUUGACCGGUGAAACUGUCAAAGGGCAGGAAUAUUUAAAAAUAUAUUAUUAAAUGUUUGUAUUUUAUAUGUGCCAAAUUUGUUUUGUUGUCUAGUGUGUGAAAUGUAUUGGUGAUGUGCGAUAGUAAUUUGCACUUGAAAAUAUGUUUUUUGCCAUUAAAAAGAAAAAAGUCAUGUUAAUUCAAUUUUAUGUGUAUAAUAUCUUGAUCUUUAACUAUGUGUAUUUCUGUAGAUCAUGGCUGAAUGCAUGAUUUUUGCCCAGUAGAAGAUAAAAAAUACAAACACUGAAGAAUACAUACUGUACUGUAAAAGCAAAGCAACCACCAGUAUUUUUCAUUAUUUAAAUUAAAUAAUCUGGUGCAUACAUGCAAUGAAUUUUUCAUGUAACUAGUAACUUCUUGGACUUUCCACUGACUCUUGUAAUGAGGUGGUAUUAUUAUUAUCAGUUGUCAAAAAAAAAGACUACACAUGUAUAACUGUUUUAUAAAGGAGGUUAGAAAUGUUUAUCUUGUAAUACUGUAAUACUGUUUUUGUUAUGGAGUUCGACCUACUUUCUCAUUGUUUUGAAUCCAAGACCAUUAAAUGCAAAACAAUCAUGGAAGUUAAUUCAUGUGCCAUGCAGAUUUGAAAAUUUUAUUUGAACAUGUAUAUCAAAAAUUAUUUGUAUGUAUGUAGAAUUGGUUCAAUAAAAUGAAGAUCAUCUAUUAGAUAUGUAAU
Messenger RNA from Lytechinus variegatus (green sea urchin), 18530 nucleotides. RefSeq lists its product as uncharacterized. The transcript is spliced from 84 exons. Gene Ontology annotation, biological process: cell adhesion. Gene Ontology annotation, molecular function: hyaluronic acid binding; carbohydrate binding; calcium ion binding. Bases 178 to 17700 code for a protein of 5840 amino acids. NCBI's taxonomy places the organism in Eukaryota, Metazoa, Echinodermata, Echinoidea, Temnopleuroida, Toxopneustidae. The record is from RefSeq and is a predicted model, not a curated record.